Salarias fasciatus (jewelled blenny) is the source of this 2389-nucleotide messenger RNA. RefSeq names its product relaxin family peptide receptor 2a (gene rxfp2a). Gene Ontology annotation, biological process: activation of adenylate cyclase activity; adenylate cyclase-activating G protein-coupled receptor signaling pathway; hormone-mediated signaling pathway. NCBI's taxonomy places the organism in Eukaryota, Metazoa, Chordata, Actinopteri, Blenniiformes, Blenniidae. Bases 12 to 2246 code for a protein of 744 amino acids. The transcript is spliced from 20 exons. Gene Ontology annotation, cellular component: plasma membrane. Gene Ontology annotation, molecular function: protein binding; G protein-coupled peptide receptor activity. The record is from RefSeq and is a predicted model, not a curated record.
UGAGGCUGAGAAUGGACGUACCUGUCGUCUUUUUGCUCUUCCACUUGGCUCACUCUCAGAUGAAAGCUCUGGCGGCCAGCAGAGUGGUCGUUUGCCCUUUGGGUCAGUUUCCAUGUGGAAACGUGAGCGAGUGCCUUCCGCAGGCGUUACAGUGUAACGGAUACAAAGACUGCCCCAAUGGAGCCGACGAGGUGCGCUGUGGCGACAACAUCGGAUGGGCGGACCUGUUUGGUCAGGCACUCCAAAACGUCGCCCCACUGGACCACAACUCGCUCAGGAAAGAGUGUUUCUUGCAGGAGUAUCCAGAGAGCUGUAAAUGCAUACGGACAGAUGUGGAGUGUGUCAGCGUCAACCUGCACGACGUUCCUCCACUCUCUCCAAACGUCACCUUUCUGUCACUGAGGAGCAACAAGAUUCGACGGUUGUCUGAUUUUACGUUCUCAGAAUACUCUGCGCUGGAGAGACUGUUUCUGCAGAACAACAGCCUUCAGUUCAUAUCUGUUCAUGCCUUCAGCGGCCUGCACAGCCUCAAGAGGCUGUUUCUCAGCGACAAUUUAAUAACAACCCUCAGCCCUGGUGUGUUUAGGGACCUGAAUCAGUUAGAAUGGCUGAUGUUGGAUCAUAAUCCACUCAGCAGUUUGUCUCAGAACACCUUUAUUGGACUCCAAUCGCUCAUGUACCUGUCCAUGGUUCACACGUCGCUGCAGCAGCUGCCUCAUCCCAGCCUUUGUGAACACAUGCCUUCCUUGGACUGGCUGGACCUUGAGGGAAACAAAAUUCAAACCCUGAACUACUCCAUCCUGAAGACGUGCAGCAAACUUGAAGUUCUAUUGCUGAUGGACAACCAGAUCAGGACGGUGCCCGAGAACACCUUUCAGUCUCUGUGGAAGUUGGCCGACCUCAAUCUGUCCAGCAACAGGAUCAAGGAACUGCCAAAAAAUGCCUUGAGGAGCCUCUCGAAAUCCCUGCUUAAACUAAAUAUCUCCAACAAUCCCCUUUUCCGUAUUCAUCCAAAUCACUUCCACCACCUGACUCAUCUUCAGUCUCUGGCGCUUGAGGGGAUUGAGAUUCCAGACAUACAAACAAAGAUGUUUCUGCCCAUGAAGAACCUCUCCCACAUCUACUUCAAGAAGUUCCAGUAUUGUUCCUACGCCCCUCACGUCAGGUCCUGCAAGCCCAACACCGACGGCAUCUCGUCCUUCGAGGACCUGCUGGCUAACAUCGUCCUGCGUGUGUCGGUGUGGGUCAUGGCCUUCAUUACCUGCUUCGGCAACCUCUUCGUUAUCGGCAUGAGGUCUCUGAUACGAGCCGAGAACAACCUUCACGCCGCCUGCAUCAAAAUCCUCUGCUGUGCGGACUGCCUCAUGGGAGUGUACUUGUUUUUCGUGGGAGUGUUCGAUGUGAAAUUUCGAGGUCAAUACAAUCGCAAUGCGCUGCUGUGGAUGGAGAGCGUGGAGUGUCGCACCAUUGGAUUUUUAGCCAUGCUCUCCUCUGAGGUAUCUGUUCUCCUACUGACUUACUUAACUCUGGAGAAGUUUCUGGUCAUCGUCUUCCCCUUCAGUAAUCUGCGGCCUGGCAAACUGCAGACGGGGGUGGUGCUAACUUCUGUCUGGCUGCUGGGGUUCAUUAUUGCGAUUGUACCUCUAAUGAAUGAGGAGGUCUUUGGGAACUACUAUGGACGUAAUGGAGUCUGCUUUCCCCUGCACUCUGACAGGCAAGAAAAACCGACAGCCAAAGGAUACACCACAGGGAUUUUUCUGGGUCUGAACCUGGUGGCCUUCCUGGUGAUCGUCCUCUGCUACUCCAGCAUGUUCUACUCCAUUUACAAAACCGGCAUUAAUGCCACAGACCUGCGGAGCAGGCUGCACAGAGACGUGGCUGUGGCCAACAGGUUUUUCUUCAUAGUGUUCUCUGAUGCCCUCUGCUGGAUCCCCAUAUUCCUGGUUAAAAUCCUCUCACUGCUGGAAGUGGAGAUCCCCUGUACGAUAUCCAGCUGGGUUGUCAUCUUCAUCCUUCCCAUCAACAGUGCCUUGAACCCCAUCCUGUACACCCUGACCACCAGCUUCUUCAGGGAACAGGUGGAGGUUCUACUCUGCCGCUGGCAAAGGAGACACACCUUGAAAAAAGACGGCAAGAGCCUCACUUCCUCCACAGUCUUCAUGGAGACGUCGCGGGCGGCUUGCUACCAGCCGCCGGCCUACCUCCAGCGGACGUCGCUGAUCAGUGCGGACCCUCGCUACGCCUGAGAAACUGCUUUUCAAAACAGAAAUUAUGUACAUUGUGUACAUAAUGAAUCAGCCAUGGUCCUAAUUCUUGUUGCUUUCUUUGCUCUCAUCGUGGAGACUGCAUGAACAUGUCGGAAUGAGACAAGUAGAAAAAAAAGGCAACA